Molecule: messenger RNA, 534 nt
Organism: Sungouiella intermedia
Lineage: Eukaryota; Fungi; Ascomycota; Pichiomycetes; Serinales; Metschnikowiaceae
Source: the annotation of a GenBank genome assembly
AUGCAGCUCGAUCUUGUAGCACGUUAUUAUUACUAUGACUAUUAUGACGACUAUCUGAGCUGGUAUUACUUGCGGUGGUUGCUUUGGCUUAUUGUUCUUCCUUUCAUUAUUAUAUUUGUAAUUUGGUUACGCAGAAGACAUAACAAGAAGCAAAGAGUUAUGGCCCCUAACAACCAGUACUAUCAUGAUCAGCAGAUGGCAUAUGGACCACAAAUGAUGCAAUAUCCUCCUCAACAAUAUCAUCAAGGUUAUCCAAUCAAUGGCUACAACCAAGGUUACCAGAACAAAGAAGCCGGAGAAUGGAACCAGAACAAUAAUGGACUCAACCACGGAAACCAGUCUACUGGUCCAAACCACGAGACAAACCCGAAUGUCUCUGGCACGACCCAGGAAGUAGCCCAGAACAGGACUGGCAAUUCUGGAAUCGGUAACGAUGACUACAACCGCCAUUACAAUUUGGGUACCGAACCUACAGGUGAAUUUACAUCACCAACCUCUCCUCAGGAACCUCAAAGAGGCUACACCCGGAUGUAG